Molecule: messenger RNA, 3282 nt
Organism: Hyaloscypha bicolor E
Lineage: Eukaryota; Fungi; Ascomycota; Leotiomycetes; Helotiales; Hyaloscyphaceae
Exons: 3
Coding region: 1-3282 (1093 amino acids)
Source: RefSeq, a predicted model, not a curated record
AUGACUUCUAAGAAAAAGAAGGCGAGAAGAGAAUUCAUCCGACAACUCACCGAGGAAAUUUUUAGUCGGAGUUCUCCUUCCACCACCCAGCCUUGGUCCUCGUCUCCCCUCCCAACCAUGUCCUCCCGGCGAGACUCGCCUCCGCAACGCGGUCGUCCAGUCUCUCCGCCGAGAGGCCCAAGGAGCGACCAUACCGGAUUCAACUUCACUUCUGCCACCUGGAAGCCGCCGCGCGAGUACGGUGAGCGACACCGCGAACGCUCACACUCACGAUCUCGAUCCCCAAGCCGUGACCGAAGACGCCCUUCUGAAAGAGACGACUCUUACGAUUAUAGAGAGGAAGUACGCGUACGAGGAGCUGAGUGCUAUCGACCAAGAUAUGAUGACACUCCCACACGACCGUCACUGAAAGAUUCCCGACGCCCAAGUAGCGGCGGCUCCGGUCAUAGCAGCCCCCUUUCAAAGAGCGAACUUGGCCCUCCUUCGAAGACUAGCAUCCCCUCCGGAUUAAGCAAACAGCAACAGGAGAGACCGAAAGCCAGCGUUGAAGCGCCAGCUUCAGGGACAGGAAGCACUAAGCCUGCAGAUUCCUGGCAAAAUCGUGCUAUGAACGCCCCGGUUUCACUACCGGCAGCGCCUGCACCCGUCGCAAAGAUGCCACCCUUAAGUGAAGAGACGCUGGCAGAGGCUAUGCAAGCUUUAGGUGGAAUUUUCGAGCAGUUGAUCAACGAGGCGACUACGAUCUCAGCCCUCAAGUCCCAACACUAUGCAGCUAAGAAGCGUGCCGAGAAAAGGACUUCUGAAUACGAAAAGUCCAAGAGUCACCACGAUGGGUUUCCCUCGAUAAAGGAAUCACAGACUGCAUCGAAAGUCAAAGCCGAGAAGGACCUUAAGACCAUAACCGAUAAGGUGAACGAGAAGCAAUCUUUGCUGACGGGACUUGCUGUAAAAGCAGCAGAGAAGCUGAUACCAGCUCUGGUAGCACAAGGUGGCGGAACCACCGAGCGAGAAAAUCUCCAGCAGCAACGUAUAGACAGCCUGGAGAAAAAAAUUGAGAAGCUGGCCAAUGACCAAAGAACGAUCCUGGAAGAACAACGCAAAGCUAAUCAGACUCUGGAAGAGAAGCGCCAAGCUCUUGCAAAGACUGUCGAUGAAAAGCACCAAGCACUUAAGAAUACGGUCCAAGCGGUGCAAGGGCAAUCUAGUUCAACUCAGCAUCGACUUGAGACCGAUAUGGCUAAAGUUGAAAAGGUUGUGCAGGAAGCUAAGGAUUCAAACCAGGCUAUCGAAUCUCUUAAAAUGGACCUUUUGAAAGCUAAGGGAGACGCUGCGAGAGUCUCGAUAGACAACACUCAACUCUCCUCCAGUCUCAAGGCUCAGGGCCAACAAGUUGAAGCCCUUAACGCCCGUAUCAAGGAGAUCGACGCUAUCCAGACAGAGCUCAAGGGUAUUGCAACCGUUCCUAAAGCCGCACGUGAUACCGAAGUGCAAAUUGAUAGCUUGAACGACAGGUUCAGCAAGAUAAAAGACCAGAACUCUGGGCUCGUCAGUCAUAUCACCGAGCUUGCUAAGGCUCAAAAGCAGUUCCGUGAGAAUUCGGCGCUGCUACAGCGUCGUGUAGAGGAUAUUGAGCAGCGACCCAAUCCAGCCACUUUCGAUACAAGACUUCAGAAGCUAGAGAAUCCUCGUGAUGUAAGGGAUCCGGGAACAAAGAAGGAUCUAGAUGCCCUGGAGGGCCGUGUCAGACAGCUCGAGCGGACACCUCCAGCACAGCACCCUCUUCCUACUAAGUUCAGUUCUGAAGCUCUCGAUGCACGAGUUGAAGCUCUUGAGAAGGCUGGCAAUCGCCGAACAGCUCUCGAGGCCAAUGUCGAUCAACGGCUUACGGGACUUGAAGUGGAUAUAGCAAAUUUGCGGUCAGCGGAUUUCGAUGAUGUUAAGAAGCGGAUAAUUGAGGUUGAAACCCAACAACGACGAGCUUCUGCUGUAACAGCAUCAAAUUCUCAGGCAACCCCAGCAACCGCGGCCAACAUUCAGCCCCAACUCGACACUUUACGGGAGCAAAUCGACGAACUCAAGGAAUGGCAGCAAGUACACGAUACAACUUGGACCGGUGUUCUCAAUGAGCAGAUCGAAGAGGAAUCGAAGAGGCUUCAAACUCGCAUCUCAUCCCUCGAAGCGAAAUCAUCUCAGUUAAGCAGCAGUCUCGAAGAGCGCCCACAAGUAGCCUUCGACGAGGUUCAGAAAAUCUAUAUCGUCCAAAGUGCUGCUGAAACUGUGGUUGCCAAAUUCAGAACCAAGCCUGACUUGCUUCCAUUCAAUGUUGACAAGACCCUUAAUAUUGUUAACCAAGCGCUCGUACCGAUGCACACCUCGAUCGAAGCCACCAAUUUGAGUCUUGGUAACCUCCAAUGGCGGGUGGAUAACAUCAACACGUUGGAAGUGUCCAAGCACGCUCUCGGCCAGCUAUACGAACUUCAUCCAGACCUCCAGAAGAUUGAGGCGCUUAUGGUUGGGUUUAAGGCCGAUUUAGCUGGGUACAAAACGGACAUGCAAGCUAAAACAGUCCAAAUUGAGGAGCUGAGAGAGAAAAUGAACGCUCUCCAAGGCAUUAUUCGGAAUCUUGAAGCGAUGCAGGACCAAAAGACCGCCGAAGCCAUGACACGGCAUUAUCAUGAGCUACGAAAGGAGGUCGAAUCUUUAACGGAUGGCGGUAUCGACAUAUCGAAGAAAGUAACAACCGUUGCCACAGAACUUGAAAAGGUUGUCAAGAAAGUCUCAGAUUUUCGGAACGAAUACAAUGACAAUCUGCAAGUAAGCGCUAAUAAGUUUGGGCAACUUCAAAAUGACCUCGAUGAGAAGAUGGACAAGAGUAAGGAGGCUCGGCGACCGUCACCAGCAGUGUCUCAUAAAAGCAACGGCACCGGCUUGGGCCCAAGACCAAGCUCUUCCUCGAUAGGCAACCGACAACCAUCCGUUUCCAGCGUCAAUAGCAACAAGAAGCGGAAACUGGAUAAUCCCACCUCGGCAAAGACAAACGGCGUUCGCCCGGGCUCUUCGGCGUCUCGAAGUCCCCAAGCUCACAAGCGCCAAAGAAAGCAUUUUGCAGAGGAUGAUCCUGAAGCGGACCCUGAUUAUAACGAGGAGAUCCCGGAGCCUGGAGUGAGCGACGAUGAGGACAUCAAACCUCUUAGAAAAGAAUCUACGGGACACCCAAAGGGAAAGCCAAUGGAGACUGCCAAAACCUCCAUGAAGAUCAUCGUGCUCACUGAUAGCGAAUGA